Molecule: messenger RNA, 1287 nt
Organism: Lolium rigidum
Lineage: Eukaryota; Viridiplantae; Streptophyta; Magnoliopsida; Poales; Poaceae
Exons: 2
Coding region: 32-952 (306 amino acids)
Source: RefSeq, a predicted model, not a curated record
CCCUAAUCCUCUCCCUCCCCCUCGAGCCGCCAUGACGCCUCCCUUCCGGCCGUCCCCUUCCUCCGCCGCCCCCGCCCCUCGCGGCUGCGGCGGCGACCGCUGCGCCUCCGGCCGCGACGCCUGGCCCCUCCACCACGUCCGCCACGACGGCGUGUUCUGCCGCCUCUGCUCCUCCUGCGUCCUCCAGUACCACCCAGCCGCCUUCUGCUCGGCCUGCCUCUUCCUCCUCCCCGCCGACGACCAGCAGCCCCUCCUCGAACCGCCCUUCGCCCCUCCAGGCCCCACCACCCCCUGCACCACCUGCGCCGUCUCCGUCGCCCACCUCUCCUGCGUCCCCGACCCGGCCUCCUUCGUCUGCCCGCCGUGCGCCGCCGCCGCCGAGGACAGGACCUUCUCCCACACGCCCGCCGCAGUCGGCCGCCGCGUGCUGGACGAGCGCGCCGCGCGCGUCCUCCUCGUCGCGGCGCGGCUCGCGCACGAGUCCGUCGGGCGCGCCGCGGCUGCCGCCCGCGAGGAGGCCGAGCGCUGCGUCAUGGAGGCCGCCAUCGCGCGGAAGCGCUCGCGGGAGAUGCUCGACGCGGCCUUCCGGGCGCUCGAGGAGGAGGCCAGGGCCGCCAAGAAGAAGGAGGAGGAGGACAGGGUAGCCCAGAUCAAGAAAGAGGAGGAGGCCAAGACCAAGAAGGAGAAGCUCGCGGCCCACCCGCCCAAGAAGAAGACCCCCAAGAGCAGCGAGGCCAACCGGGACAGGGACAAGAUGCUCAAGUUCAAUGCCAUGCAGCAGCCUACGCCGCUGGCGUUCGCCGCAGCAGCGGCCGCCGCAGCCAGCUCAAUGUCACGGUCCACGCCAUCUCCCAGGGAGGACAAGAAUCCCGUGAAACUUGAGCCGCAAGGUGGUGCGGACAAGGUCGCCGAUGAUGAUGUGAAGCCGUUGUUCGGAACAUUGCAAUCAUAGCAUUGGGGGUAUCACAAUCACCCAUCUGUUUGCUCUGCUUCCAUGUGUUUGUUGUAGCUAAGCAACCGACGAGGAAUUGUCGUGAUUCUGUGGUAGUACAGGCUUGCUUGAGUUAAGUGAAUCCCCAUUUCGGAACCUCCUUGCCGUAAAUUCUAGAUGAUCCUCUUAUUUAUGUAGCUGCUUCGCCUCAUGUGUUCCUAUUUGUUAUUACUUCAUUGGAUGGUAAAUGAUAAUUACUUGCACCCAGUGUUCAAACCUGUAGAUUGAGAAAACAUGGUGACAAUACUUUUCCCUGUUUUGGAAACCUAAGCAGUUGAAGCAUUAUUCUUCCUUUC